Messenger RNA from Cryptosporidium ubiquitum, 3600 nucleotides. RefSeq names its product COOH terminal-specific cysteine rich domain-containing protein. Gene Ontology annotation, cellular component: cytoplasm. Lineage: Eukaryota; Apicomplexa; Conoidasida; Eucoccidiorida; Cryptosporidiidae. The coding region runs from base 1 to 3600 and encodes 1199 amino acids. The transcript has a single exon. Gene Ontology annotation, biological process: cellular response to amino acid starvation; positive regulation of TORC1 signaling. Gene Ontology annotation, molecular function: protein binding. The record is from RefSeq and is a predicted model, not a curated record.
AUGAAUAGAAAUUCGAUAAUAUGCCAAUGUAACGUUGAUCCGACUGUUUUCUUCUAUUUCUCAGGCAAGAAAUCACACAGGAAAUUGGGAUUGUAUUUAGUUGAUAAUUUUGCUCAUGGAAAUAUUAUUCAAACUAAUGAGAACACAAAUAAAUCAAAACUAUUUUUCACUCCAGCUACAAGUGAGGCAUCGGACUCAAUUUUUUUAGAAGAAUCUUCCGUUGAAGAUUUAUUUCAAUUUUUUCCAACAUUUUCCUGGAGUAGGAACAGUAUUGUUGGUGCAUUCACAACAGGCAUUUCUCAAAAAAUAAGAAUAUUAAGUUUGACUCGAGGCCAAAUAGAGAUUUCAGAAAAAAUUGACAUUCCUAAUUAUUUCUGUUCAUGCCUUGACUUCAAUAACAAUGAAAAUUUGCAUCUAUUGGCUUCUUCUAACAUUAAAUAUUGUAAUUUUCAACAUUUUUCUCAAGGGUUUAUUUCCAUAAUAGACAUUAACACUAAACAAAAAAUAGUAAAGUUUCAUAAUAAAUUGAAUUUUGAUAGAAGUAAUAAUGUUUUUGGAUAUCCUAGUAAUGUCAAAUGGAUAAAUUCCAAUUUUUUGGUAUCUGGCUGGAAGUUUUGCGAUUUUUCAAGCCAAUUGCAUUUUCACGAUAUAAGGAUUAAAGAUUCAAUAUUCGUUACCAAUGUUGUGAAAAGCUGUAAUGAAUUCCUAUCAGUUAGCCAGCCUGGAGGUAAUUAUCUUCUUGCUAGUAAUUUAAAUAAUAAUAUUAGUUUAUUUGAUAUCAGGCUGAUGAAAAAUGAAAUAAGACAAAAUAAUAUUCGAACAAUCAACAGCAUUUAUUUUAAUGAUCAUGAGAUCAAUGAUCUACAAUGGUUUCCAAAUGAAAAACACGAUAUUUCCAUUUUUACUAGUGAUGGGAUUUUCAUUACUAGAUUAAGUCACAGAACUCACUCCCAUAUAUCUUUUGAAGCAAACAAAUCAGAUAGAUAUUCCGAAAAUAUUGAUAUUGAAUGGAAUGAUAGAUUACUGGAGAAUUUUAAACCAUUAAAUCUUAGAGAAAAUUUCAGUGAUACGUUUUGUUGGGUUGAUUCUUUGAGUAGAAGUAACAUAAGGCAUUCAUUGGUAUAUACAGAUUCUGAGUCUGCAUAUCUGAUAUCAAAUUUAGAUGUUAAAAUUAAUUCUUUUGUUUCUUUUCACUCUACACAGCUUUCCCAUUCAAUGAACGAAAAAAAUAAAUCUAAACAAAGUAACUAUGAGGUUUUAAAUUUUUCAAAGCUGUUCGGUUAUUCAUGGGUUCCAUAUAGGUUAAUGAAAUACUACAAAGAUGAUAAUACAAAGAUUGAAGAGUAUAACUGUAUCGAAUUGUUGAGAAGAUUAGAAAAUCUAAAUUCGGCAGAGGCCAGAAAUUUAGUCUUAAACCAAAAUGAUCAAAAUACGUUAACCAAUAUUGGAAUUUUUCCAAAAGCUGGUGAUAAUGUAAAUAAUAUUAUAAAAAUGAUGAAAUCUGCGUCACAUGCAUUUAAUUACUUGUCAACUUUACCUGAUCAUAUUGUACACUGGAAAGAUUUAUUGAGACAACUUAACAAACAAAAAAGCUCAUUCAUUAAUGAAAAGAUACCUAUUUUCAAAAAAUUGAUUUUACCAGCUAUUAGAGACUUAAUUUAUACCUUCAAGUAUCUAACAGAGAAUAUUGAUAUAUCUUCUCAACUUAAGUUUAUAAAUGUUAAACAUGAAGAUUCAGAAGCUAAAAGUUGCAAAGACUCUAAUAAAAAAGAAAAUCUUAAUCAUAUAGAAGUAUUUUCUUCUUCUCUUAGAGAGAAAUUAAUCAAUCUUUUUGGAGUAUCUUCAUUUAUGAUUGAAACACCUUUUUUUAUCGAUAAUAAUGAUCCACGCCAAUUAGAAUCAUUUUUUACUGCAUUUUUUUGGAACUGUAUUACACUUCAAUAUCAUAAUUUUAUUUCCCAUGGUGAUAAAUUAUCAAAUAUUCUCGAUAAUUUUAUUGAAAAUGAAAAUAAGUUACUUAAAACAUCUUUUUUAAAAAAUAUCAAAUUAUUUUUUAAUUCUGCCGGAAUUUUCAUUUCAAAUUUAUAUUAUUCUGAAGGAUUAAGCAAAAUAUCUUUAAGUAAAGAAGACAUUCAAUUUUAUUAUUAUUCAAUUAUUUCAACAAGUGAACAUUUGCUCGAUGAAGAUUAUUACUUGCCCAUUUGGAACAGUAAUAUUCAUCUAGAAUCUACUCUCCAGCUUUCUAUUCGGUUUAUAGUUACAUUCUCAAAAUUUAUCAGUACAAAUGAACAAAGUCAGCAAUUUUCUUCUUAUUUAUUGGAAGAACUGUUGGUCCCUUCUAUGGAAAUUAAUACUUACAUUUAUAUUCCGGUUAAUUUGUUGCUUUUAAUUGGAAUCUAUUAUUUAAAAUUAGAGGAGAUUUCUCAUUUGAUCGAAAUAAUGAUAAGAAAAGUGGCUAAAAAUGGUUUUUUAGACGGAAUAACAAUUUUAGGAUUUAACACGUUUACUGAUGAAACAUAUUUAAUGAUAAAUUUGCCUGAAAAUCAAAAUUCUGAACAUAUGGAUGUCAUUUUUGGGAAUUCUAAUUUCGACGGAAAUACGGAUUCAACGUGUUUAGAGUCGGAUAGCAAUAAAAAUAAAAAUAUAAGCUACAAUUCUAGCUCAGAUGUGUUUCUUAAGCAAAUUUUUCACAACUACUUAUCUUUUUCAUUUGGAGAUAUUCAAACAGUUGCAUUAAUUGGCUCAUGUAUUCCUAAUCUCACAUAUGGCUUUAAUACAAACAUGGAAUUAUUAGAAGUCUGCAUAAACGAAUACAAAAAUUUAUUAAAGAACAAUUCUCUAAUAUACUAUCUAAUUAAUAAUUCAAAUGCAAUGAACUUGUCAAUUAACGGAUCUAAACCUACAAAAUUUAAUAAAAAUGUUUCAAGUAUACUCUAUGAGCUUAACAUUUUAAGAUCAAGUUACUAUAAAAUAAUUCAAAUUGAUCAAGAUGAAUUAAAAUCACCAAUACCAACCGGAAAUGUAUUAUUUUGUUAUUAUUGCGAGCAGCCAUUACAUCAAUCAUAUUUUGAGCAUAAUUACUUAUUGGAUAAAAUGAUAUUACGUCCUGAUUGUAAUUCAGUGAUUUCUCAAUCUUAUAAAGCGGACUUCAACGAAAUUCAAACGGAGAAAAAAGAACUAAAUAUUAAAAAUAUUUACAAUAGAGAUUCACAGGUAGGAUAUCCUUUACGAAGGGCAAGCAAAAAUAUUACAAGUAUGAAUAAUUUAAUUCAAUCUGAAAUUAGUACAAGCUCGGAUUUAUCUUCUAUGAUCUUAAACUGCCCCAAUAAGUACUGUAACAAACCUCUACCUAGAUGCGUGAUUUGUUUGGCUGAAAUGUCUAUAAAUGUGAUUAAUAUUUCAGUGAAUGAUGAAGCAACACGCAAAGAUUACAAUCAACCGUAUAAUUAUAACAUAAGUAAAUGGUACACUUGGUGCCUUCAUUGUCACCAUGGUGGAUGCUUUAAGCAUAUAAGUGAGUGGUUUGAAUGCUUUGACGAAUGUCCUGUACCGGAAUGCAAUUGUUGGUGUAAUUCAGUUGAUCACUGGUACAAAUUAUAA